CUAGGUCAGUCUACGGACUCCGCGGGUCGCCGAGGGCCCCGCCGAGAGCCGGAGGCAAUGGAUGAACAGAGCGUGGAGAGCAUUGCUGAGGUUUUCCGAUGUUUCAUUUGCAUGGAGAAAUUGCGGGAUGCACGCCUGUGUCCUCAUUGCUCCAAGCUUUGUUGUUUCAGCUGUAUCAGGCGCUGGCUGACAGAGCAGAGAGCUCAAUGUCCUCACUGCCGUGCUCCACUCCAACUACGAGAACUAGUAAACUGUCGUUGGGCGGAAGAAGUAACACAGCAACUUGAUACUCUUCAACUCUGCAGUCUCACCAAACAUGAAGAAAAUGAAAAGGACAAAUGUGAAAAUCACCAUGAAAAACUUAGUGUAUUUUGCUGGACUUGUAAGAAGUGUAUCUGCCAUCAGUGUGCACUUUGGGGAGGAAUGCAUGGUGGACAUACCUUUAAACCUUUGGCAGAAAUUUAUGAGCAGCAUGUUACUAAAGUGAACGAAGAGGUAGCCAAGCUUCGUCGGCGUCUCAUGGAAUUGAUCAGCUUAGUUCAAGAAGUGGAAAGAAAUGUGGAAGCUGUAAGAAAUGCAAAAGAUGAACGUGUUCGGGAAAUUAGGAAUGCAGUGGAGAUGAUGAUUGCACGGUUAGACACACAGCUAAAGAAUAAGCUUAUAACACUGAUGGGUCAGAAGACAUCUCUAACACAAGAAACAGAGCUGUUGGAAUCCUUACUUCAGGAGGUAGAGCACCAGUUGCGGUCUUGUAGUAAGAGUGAGUUGAUAUCUAAGAGCUCAGAAAUCCUCAUGAUGUUUCAGCAAGUUCAUCGAAAGCCUAUGGCAUCCUUUGUUACUACUCCUGUUCCACCAGACUUUACCAGUGAAUUAGUACCAUCUUAUGAUUCAGCUACUUUUGUUUUAGAGAAUUUCAGCACAUUGCGUCAGAGAGCAGAUCCUGUUUACAGCCCACCUCUUCAAGUUUCAGGACUUUGUUGGAGGUUAAAAGUUUACCCAGAUGGGAAUGGAGUUGUUCGUGGUUACUACUUAUCAGUGUUUCUGGAACUCUCGGCUGGCCUGCCUGAAACUUCCAAAUAUGAAUAUCGUGUAGAGAUGGUUCAUCAGUCCUGCAAUGAUCCUACCAAAAAUAUCAUUCGAGAAUUUGCAUCUGACUUUGAAGUUGGAGAAUGCUGGGGUUAUAAUAGAUUUUUUCGUUUGGACUUACUUGCAAAUGAAGGAUACUUGAAUCGACAAAACGAUACAGUGAUUUUAAGGUUUCAGGUUCGUUCACCAACUUUCUUUCAAAAAUGCCGGGACCAGCAUUGGUAUAUUACCCAAUUGGAAGCUGCACAGACUAGCUAUAUCCAACAAAUAAAUAACCUUAAAGAGAGACUCACUAUUGAGUUGUCUCGAACUCAGAAAUUAAGAGAUUUGUCACCACCAGCUAAUCAUCUUAGCCCCCAAAAUGACGACACUCCCGAGACACGAGCUAAAAAGUCUGGGUCAUGCACUGACAUGCUUCUACAGGAUGGUCCUACUACAGCUUCUGUAAGAGGGGCCAAAGAGGAUGAAGAAGAUGAGAAGAUUCAGAAUGAAGAUUAUCAUCAUGAACUUUCAGAUGGAGAUCUGGAUCUGGAUCUUGUUGGUGAAGAUGAAAUAAAUCACCUUGAUGGGAGCAGUUCUUCUGCCAGUUCCACAGCCACAAGUAACACGGAAGAAAAUGACAUUGAUGAGGAAACUAUGUCUGGAGAAAAUGAUGUGGAAUACAACAACAUGGAAUUGGAAGAAGGAGAACUUAUGGAAGACGCAGCUGCUUCAGGACCUCUAGGUAGUAACCAUGGCUAUGUGGGUGCCAGUAGCAGAAUGUCAAGAAGAGCACAUUUAUGCUCUGCUGCUACCAGUAGUUUAUUAGACAUUGAUCCUUUAAUUUUAAUACAUUUGUUGGACCUUAAGGACCGCAGCAGUAUGGAAAAUUUAUGGGGCUUACAGCCUCGUCCACCUGCUUCACUUUUGCAGCCCACAGCAUCAUAUUCUCGAAAAGAUAAAGACCAGAGGAAGCAGCAGGCAAUGUGGCGAGUUCCCUCUGAUUUAAAGAUGCUAAAAAGACUCAAAACUCAAAUGGCUGAAGUUCGAUGUAUGAAAACUGAUGUAAAGAAUACACUUUCAGAAGUAAAAGGCAGCAACGCUGCUUCUGGAGACAUGCAGGCAAGCCUUUUUUCUGCUGACCAGGUAGCUCUGGCUGCGUGUGGAACCGAAAACUCUGGCAGAUUACAGGAUUUAGGAAUGGAGCUCUUGGCAAAGUCAUCAGUUGCCAGUUGUUACAUACGAAACUCCACAAAUAAGAAAAGUAAUUCAGCCAAGCCAGCUCCAUCCAGUAUAGCGGGUAGUCUGUCACUUCGAAGAGCAAUAGACUCUGGGGAAAAUAGCCGUUCGAAAGGAGACUGUCAAACUCUGUCUGAAGGCUCUCCAGGAAGCUCUCAGUCUGGGAGCAGGCACAGUUCUCCCCGAGCCUUGACACAUGGCAGCAUCAGUGAUAUUCUGCCGAAAUCUGAAGACCGGCAGUGUCAAGCUUUGGAUUCCGAUGCUGUUGUGGUUGCAGUUUUCAAUGGCUUACCUACUACUGAGAAGAGGAGGAAAAUGGUCACCUUGGGGGCUAAUGCUAAAGGAGGUCUUCUGGAAGGAAUGCAAAUAACUGAUUUGGAAAAUAAUUCUGAAACUGGGGAAUUACAACCUAUACUACCAGAAGGAGCUUCAGCUGCCCCUGAGGAAGGAAUGAGUAGCGACAGUGAUAUUGAAUGUGACACUGAGAAUGAGGAGCAGGAAGAGCACACCAGCAUGGGUGGAUUUAACGACUCUUUCAUGGCACAGCCCCCAGAUGAAGAUACGCAUUCCAGUUUUCCUGAUGGCGAACAAAUAGGCCCUGAGGAUCUCAGCUUCAAUACCGAUGAAAACAGUGGAAGGGAGUCUUGUCUUCUGUUCCUGCUCUGCAGAGCCUCUGCCCAGCCAGAGCCCUUGCCUGAGUCCUGCAGGGCAGUUAAAUAAUGUGAUUUGAAACUGACACUGUACCUGAUGGGUUGUUAACAAGAUCUAGGCUUCAGAAAAUGACAGAAGUGAGUGAGGUCCGUAUAUGGGGGUAAAGCAUCAGGAUGGUAAACAGAUUCUGGUACUAUAGUUGGAGCCAUGUUUACUCCCUCCUUUUCAGCCAUGUGUCACAAGAGAAAAGAAGCAAUGACAAAUACUGAAAAUCUCUACUUCCAAAUUUUUAAAAAUAAAAUCUGUAGAUUAACAAUCUGCUCAUUUCUAAAGUGUAACUAUUUUUAUUUAUUUAUUUGAUAUAACUAUACUGGCACCCAAAAUAUGGUACAGUCCUCUGUUUUUAAAGGCCAGGAAUUUUAGCCCUCCAUUAUGGGUGUGGGGAACAUGAAGUAAUUGUAUUACUAUAUAAAAACAUGAUUAGGCAGUGGACAUUCCUUAGCAAGAGCAUUUAAUGCCUCCUAACAGUGUGAGUGACUGAGCACUAUAGCGGGCAGCUCCUGUCCCUGGGCAUGGCUGGUCCACAGUUGAUAGGGGAGGGUAAAAUGUCACUUGGAGACAUUCAUGAUUCUCAGAGAAUCAGAGGCUGCUUCCUCAAAUGAAUCUGAUUGUUAGUUUGCUGUCUUUAGUUGAAGAUAUGCUCUGGCUUGAAACUGCAAAAAUGGCAAAAAGCAGACAAUUUUAAAAUAUCAAAUAUAAAUAUUGAAAUGAGAAACACAUGUCCUGUCUUUGCAGUCUGAAGUUGCAUGAAGCAGGACUCCAGAACAUUCUCCAUUUAUAACUAAACAGACCUCAGUCAUCUGCAUUCUCCUUUGCACUUGGCCUCUGGGCUCACUUUAGGCAGUACUUUCAGCCUCCUCCACACCAGUUACUUCAUUCCUUUGGGGGAAACAAUUCUAGAGAAGUUAAAACAAGUAUUUUUCAUUCUCCAAAACCACUUUUUAUCUUAUAGUAGUAUAUGCCUUUGCAGUCUGUGAACUUAAAAAAAAAAGGCAGAAAAAAUAGAAAUACUAUUUGAUUUUCUUUUUAAAUGGCAACUUGAUUCUAGUAUAUUUGUACCUGACAUCAUCUCCAUUAAACUAGUUUUAUUCCUGAGAUGAAGGUACAGUGAAAAACAUAUUAGCAUCACAAGUUAAAACCAGUCUUCUAAAAUGACAAAUAAUAAAAAUUCCACCAAGAGCACCAUAACAGGUUAUGAAACUCCCACAUAGCUACAGCCCUAGGAAAUACUUUUUAAUUCAAAAAAUUUUCAUAGUCUAUUAUGUUACAGAAAAAAAAAAUCAGUAAAUCUUUUUGACUAUAUACUGCCUCACAAGUCUGAGAAUAUGACAUUUUUACACUGGUUUUCUACUUUCAUUGUUACCAGACCCAUAUGGCUUUUAGUCUUUUACCUACUGAAAAAAAAGGGAGAAGAGUUUCCUUUAUAGUUCUGUCUUUUGAGAAAUGUUUCCCAACUAAAUCAAAUUCUGCAUUGUUUUCCAUAGAUAUAUUAGGCACAUCAGACCAGAUUUCAACUGCGUUGAGAUUUCAACACUGUAACCUGACUGAAAUAACUAACUUGCAAGCUUCCACUAGUGGCGUGAAGGGCAGUGGGUGAGGGUUGUGUGUAGGUGUGGCGACACAUCACAGGGACCAGUUGUAUAAUUUUGCUAGUGAAACCGCCAAUACUUUUUUAGAUUGAAAACACUAUUUUGAGUUUCCUAGAGAUCAAUUUACAUUUAAGAAUUGAGCCAUCCAUGGUUUUAUAAUGAAGCACAUAUAUUUCAGAAAUGUAUAUCUUGUUUCUACUCUUAUAGUGGUGUUUUUAUUGGGGGGAG
Molecule: messenger RNA, 4832 nt
Organism: Equus quagga
Lineage: Eukaryota; Metazoa; Chordata; Mammalia; Perissodactyla; Equidae
Gene: TRIM37
Product: tripartite motif containing 37
Exons: 26
Coding region: 58-3024 (988 amino acids)
Biological process (GO): protein autoubiquitination; negative regulation of centriole replication
Cellular component (GO): aggresome; peroxisome
Molecular function (GO): zinc ion binding; tumor necrosis factor receptor binding; ubiquitin protein ligase activity
Source: RefSeq, a predicted model, not a curated record